This is a messenger RNA of Diachasma alloeum, 3089 nucleotides long. Its product is annotated as cytochrome P450 6k1. The transcript has 7 exons. Bases 1580 to 3073 code for a protein of 497 amino acids. Gene Ontology annotation, molecular function: iron ion binding; oxidoreductase activity, acting on paired donors, with incorporation or reduction of molecular oxygen; monooxygenase activity. Lineage: Eukaryota; Metazoa; Arthropoda; Insecta; Hymenoptera; Braconidae. The record is from RefSeq and is a predicted model, not a curated record.
CAUACGCAAGGCAUUGUGUGUUUCUCCAGUAUAAAAUCCAAGAGUUCGCUUGCUGAAAAUAUCACUCCCGACAGAAUUGUUCAGCAAACUGGAGUAGGAUGAAAAGUGUCAGUCUAAUUCCCUUCAUAGUGGGAUUGAUCGGCUACGAUCAAUGUGUCCGUGACUCCCCGGAAUUAUGGAAGCACGGCCCGGAGUACAGCUUCCGCUUCCAAGUGUCCGCAUCGCUGUCAAUGGAGCCGACCCACGAGGUGCGGUCCAACGUAUCGGCAAUCCUGAAAUGUCGACCGUUCGCAUCCGAGCAUGACGGAAUCAGCAAUGCGCUCCGGUGUCACAUAGGCAGUGCCGAAAUCGAUAACUACGAGACAAAUAAAUCGUCGAUACCCGCAAAGAUAGUGCGACCAGAACCCCCAGGACCUUUUGAAAUUACCGGAUUCACAUUUGACAUUAUCUUUGGCAAAGCCCGAGUAAACGAGAUAAGAAUCCACCAAGCGACGAAAAAUUAUCGAAUGAACAUGUAUCGAGAUAUGGUCAGCCAGCUUGGAAUCGCAUUUAAUGGAUUCGGCCAGGAAAAGGCGCGAUUGACAGCGAGAGAUUAUGCGAGCUCAACUGUUGGUGAAUGCGAUACGAAAUUCGAGGUGUUCAAAAGAUUGAAAUACCCCAAGAGAGAGUGGGAUAGUCAGUGCAAAAAAAUGCACUUGGAGAUUUAUGGAACCAAUUAUCCGUCCGUGAUGAUAGAGAAAACGAGAAAUAUGGAUAAUUGCACGAAAAAGACGCCCUAUUUCUUCGGCGGGGAGGACGUUGCCUCGACGGCUCCUUUCCUCACAGCUGAAACGAAUACAUCCGUGAGUGGAAUAAUGAUCGCCCCCCAGAGCUUCGAAUCUCGAACAAUCAGAACAGGAAUUCUAACUGUCACGAAGUCCGAGCAGCUGAAGAAAUUCCCGGUUCACGAGGAAAUCAGUCUUCGUCUGAUAUCGAUUGAGCCAGCAUCCAUGCGAUUCCAAGAGUUGGAAGUCUACGGAAUAACCGGACUUCUGGCUGACGAUCUCAUUAUAACAUCUAAUGAUGAAGUUUACAGAUCGCCGAAAUAAUUCUCCCGGAACUUCAAGAAGCUCCAGUCAAUAAUCGACAAUGAUUCAAUCAUCUAGUUGAAAAACAGAAUUAUUUCCAAUUAUGGAUUGACAGACAUGCAAUAAUGAGCCAUUGUAGCCGUGAGCGAGUAUCAAAGAUUAAUUACAGUUCAGUCUGACCUUGAACCAUCCCACAAUAUCCAGUGAUGCAGAAAAUUACCUACUUUGUACCACUCAACUCGAGGUGUUUACUCAUCGCAAUUUCCCCGUCCGUAUCAGUCCGCGUCGCAUCCGUCUGAUGUAAUCCUGUGGGUUUCGUUGUCAGAAGAUUGUGCCACUCAGAGUUAUCCCCCACUUUACCCAAUCCCCACUCACAUCCUUGUCUCCCACCCCUGAAAACCAAAGGCGCAAUCGCCUCAGUCUGAUCGUAUCUCUCCGGCUGUGGUGAGCUCGACACCACAAUUACCAGAAAUAAAUACUAUAAGAUAAUCUUUCACAUCACGCCUAUAAAAAUGGCGCUGACCCUGGAAAUACUCCUCACCAUAACGGCAAUAUUAACGGCAUUAUACUACUACCUAACGAGUACUUUCGACUACUGGAAAUUCCGGGGAAUCCCCGGACCGAAGCCGGUCCCGAUAUUCGGAACGAUGAAGGAGAUAUUCCUCACUAGGAUGAGCAUGGGCACUUACGUAACCUCAAUCUACCGAGACUAUGCGGGAGAGCCUCUAGUGGGCAUCUACCAGUCCCGCAGGCCAAUGCUCGUGGUGAAUGACCUCGAGUUGAUAAAAAACAUCAUGAUAAAGGACUUCAGCAAAUUCGUGGAUCGAGGUACCUCAGAGGAUAAGUACGAUCCGCUCUCCGCGAAUUUAGUGAGCCUUGCUCCAGAAAAAUGGCGGCCACUGAGGGCGAAAUUGUCGCCAGUGUUCACUUCCGGAAAGCUGAAGGACAUGUUCCAUCUUCUUGUCCAGUGUUCAAACGAGUUCGAGAGGUAUCUCGAGGGGAUUAAUUACGAAUCAGUGGAUAUUAGGGACAUCUGUGGAAAGUACACGACUGAUGUGAUUGGAGUUUGCGCAUUUGGGCUUCAAGCGAACUCCAUGAGGGAUGGGGACAGUAUCUUCAGGGUUAUGGGGAUGAGAAUCUUCAAUCCGAAUUUCAAACAGCUGAUGAAGGGAAUUCUUCAGUUCAAUUUUCCUACAGUUUAUAAUAUUGUUGGACGGUAUCUGCAGGAUCAUGAAUUGAUCAAUUUCUUUCUUGACUUGACGAAGGAUACGAUGAAUUACAGGAGGAAGAAUCAUUUGGUGAGACAUGAUUUUGUUGACUUGCUGAUGAAGAUCAAGGAUGACAAAACGGUUGAGGAUAUUGAAAUUACUGAUGAAUUAUUAGCAGCACAACUGUUCAUAUUCUUUGGCGGUGGCUUUGAGACAUCUGCAGGUGCUAUAAGCAAUACACUCUUUGAAUUAGCGUUGAAUCCUUCGGUUCAAGAGAAGUUGCGGGAGGAAAUUCAUGAGACGUUGGCGACAAAUGGCGGGAAAAUGACAUAUCAGAGUAUCAAAAGAAUGGAAUAUCUCGAUAGCGUCAUCAAAGAAACUCUGCGAAAAUAUCCACCGAUUCCCGUCUUGUUGAGGACAUCAGUGGCCCCCUACACCUUUCCUGGUUUCAAUUUAACAAUUCCGAAAGGAACAAUGAUCAUGGUGCCAAUAUACGCGAUUCACAGGGAUCCCCGAUACUUCUCCGAUCCUGAGAAAUACUGUCCUGAGCGAUUCGGAAAAGACAGUACUGAGGAACAUCCUGAUAUGUGCUAUCUGCCUUUUGGUGAUGGGCCCAGGAAUUGCAUCGGCUCGAGAUUCGCAUUGGUACAAGUCAAAGCUGGACUCAUCACUGUGUUGAAAUCUUAUGCAGUUGAAGUGUGUGAAAAAACUGAUAAGAAUUACGAAAUCGAUGAGAAAGCCUUUCUCUUAAUCCCGAAAAACGGAAUAUUCUUGAACAUGAAAAAAUUGAUGAAAUAAACCAAAUAUACUUAUA